Molecule: messenger RNA, 4783 nt
Organism: Seriola dumerili (greater amberjack)
Lineage: Eukaryota; Metazoa; Chordata; Actinopteri; Carangiformes; Carangidae
Gene: tsc22d2
Product: TSC22 domain family protein 2-like
Exons: 3
Coding region: 622-2580 (652 amino acids)
Biological process (GO): regulation of transcription by RNA polymerase II
Source: RefSeq, a predicted model, not a curated record
CUGGUUAUCUGUCAGCUAGCUGCUAGUAGCAGCUGCCAAAAGUGAGCUGUCCAUACGGCUGAGAGGCAAAACUUGACCGACUUUGAGACAUUUUCUCUUUCUGCUGCUCGAUUAUAUAUUCUUUUUGAAACGCCGAUGGAUUUGUUUACAUCAUAAUGCAGCACAUGCUGGUACCGAGGCAGGGAAACUAGCUAACAUCAGCUAACUUAGCUAGUCGGCGAGAUAUACACAUAUAUAGCAGAGAGAGAGGAGUGGGCUGAGAGACCGGGCCCGCCUCAGACUAAAGUGCCGGUGGCAGCUGCAGAGCAAGAAGUUUGACAAGGGCCUGUUUGCUACUCCGCUGCCGGGACACAAAAAGGCCGACCGGGUGUUAGAGAGGCCGGAGGAGGAGAGCAGCAGUGUGCUGUUACCGGAGACAGCGGAACGCAUCGGGAGUUUCGGAGUAUCUGGCCUCGGUUGUGACACUUUUCUCCGACAAGAGAGAGGAAGAGGAACGGUAUGGAAAUGAACUGUGACGGUACGUGUCUGUGUCAUAUCCCCCAGCUGUGAAUUACUUCGCGAGACAUUAGUCCAGCACUUAGUUUUAUCUGGGAGCAGACAGGCUUGACGCAGAUAGUCAACAUGUCGAAAAUGCCAGCAAAGAAGAAAAGUUGUUUCCAGAUCACUAGUGUAACGCAGGCUCAGGUGGCGGCCAGCAGCAUCACCGACGACACCGAGAGCCUGGACGAUCCGGACGAGUCCCGCACAGAGGACGUGUCGUCGGAAAUAUUUGACGUUUCUCGGGCCGAUCUGGGGGUGUGUGACAGGAGUUCAUCCGAGGAAACCUUGAACAAUGUUGGGGAGACGCAGGAGGGCCAGCCGCCCACCACGGGUCCUGUCAACGGGGGACUCUCUUAUAAAAGUUUAGGCACUGGUCGUGUCACCCCACAAAAUUUAGGAGGAAGUGUGCCUGUGCCAGCUACAGCUCAACCCUUUGUUCCAAGCUCAGCCACCCAUCCCUUGACAGUCAUCAAUACGGCCCCUGCUGCCACCAUCUCUACCAGUGUGGCUCCCACAGCUCCUGUUAACAGCUGUAGUUCCCGUUUCAGGGUCAUUAAACUUGACCAUGGUACCGGAGAGCCCUUCAGACGGGGCAGGUGGACAUGCACUGACUUCUAUGAGAGAGAUUCAGAUUCAAAUGUUAAUCGGACUGUGGAUAGCAUAAGACCAUCUGUAACCCUUGAUCACAGUAUAGACAGGGACAGUGGGCUAGGGGCCACCAGUAACUCUGUAGUCACUAGUAGUGCUUUUUCUGCACAUGCCUCAGAGAACACCGCUGAUAGUGGUUACUCUGCCGGGCACACCGCCCAUGCCCACCCUUCAGAGCUUCAGCAGCAAGGCUACAGCUUGGCUCCUCAGAUAGGGAGUGGAGCAAGUGCCUUCCAGCCCACAGGGUACACAACUACAGCGUCACAGCAACCACAACAGGCUCAGGUCAAUAUGCAGCCUGUUGCUCCCCAAACCUUCCUCUCCAACAGCCUCAACGGUGUGCACCCAGGUGCCAUGCAGAAGUCCCCCAUUAUGCCUCCUGCCACGCAGCCCCAGCAGUUUGCCUAUUCUUCUCAUCCCACUGGCCUCUCAGCUGGCCAGCCGGACUAUCGUCAGCAGCACUUUGGCUCAAGCACUCAGAACCUUCCCAUGACAACCCUCCCUGUGGUGCCAAGCAGCCAGGUACCCCCGCCACUAAUCACCCCCGCUGGUCCAGGAGUCCAGGGGCUGGGCGGAGAGGCAGCCUCAGCCCAGGGCCUCCUGCUACAAGUGAGCAAUGCACAAGCCAUUGCCUCCAUCCAUCCAACAAGUGGCCAACAGCAGCCUGUCAGCCAGACUCAGCCUUCAGGAGGGAUAGGCAUUGCCCCCGCACCUUCCGUCACCAACACAACCUCCCACAGCGGUGUUCAGAACGUGCCUGCCACAGUGCCCAGUACCACCAACACCCCUCCGGGUGUGCCAAGUCAGGCGCCUGGCACAGGAGGACUUGUCCACCCCCAGGGAGCCCAUGGAGGAGCCACAGCAGGCUUCAGUAACCAGGCAGAGGAUGGUAUCCAGAAGUCUGAUGCCCUGCCUCAGCCCAGUGCUGGUGUGGUGCCAGGGAAAGAUGGUGUAAAGCCUUUCAUCAGUGAUGGCCUCAACCUGCCCACUCCUGCUGUCAACAAUCUAUUUGGCAUCCAUAUUACCAUGGAUGUGGAUGAGGACAGUGCAUCCGGAGCCAGUGUUGUUGCCAUCGAUAACAAGAUUGAGCAGGCAAUGGACUUGGUGAAGAGCCACCUGAUGUAUGCUGUUCGUGAGGAGGUGGAGGUGUUGAAGGAGCAGAUCAAGGAGCUGUACGAGAGGAAUUCAGUGCUGGAGCGCGAGAACGCCGUGCUGAAGUCGCUGGCCAACACGGAGCAGCUGAACCAGCUGUCCAAUCAGCUCACCCAGGGCAGCAGCACAUCGCCUCCGCUGCAGCAGCAACACCCGCUCAUCACCAGCAACAACACCCCCUUGGCGCACCACGACGGGAGUCAGAGCGUCCCUCAUCAGCCCAACAUCACCUCGGCGUGAUCCCCCUUCCCUCAGUUCAUACGCGCAAACACACCUUCCACGGACAGGAGUGGAAGAUCCUGUUAGAAAAAGACAACAACUACUACCGUCCCCUUAGCUCCAUAAAGCAAAAGGCUCGGCUCUGCGUUCAGUAUGUUCCAUUUUAGGAAAAAUCAACAGCGACAUCUUUGUUUGCCACCAAGAGCCAUGCUUCAGUGUGUGCACGCUGCCGUCACCGGGCCUUCACAUUAUUAAGACAUUUACCACCCCUUGAAACGUCUUAUUCUGGCCCUGUGUUUGGCUGUAGGAAAGCUGAAGAAGGAAGGAGGGGCAGGGGAGCCGGUGCGCACCAUAAAACUGCAUGCCGUUCUUGUGCAGGAGAUGGGGGUCAAAGGGCAAAGAGAGCUUGAUUUGUUGGGGCAACAAGUGGUGGAAGAGGACGGUGCCUCUGUGAGGGGCCAGUGUGGCGACGAGGGUCCUGUAAAAAAACAUCCAGCAGGGACUGUCCUUCCCAGUAUCUCUACCCCACAUCACUCCAGCGCUGGAAGAGGCCAGAGAACCGAGGGAGAAGUGGGGGAGAGGGUUCGGCUUCCCUGAGCAGAGGAGGACGCCAGCGGGCGCCUCAGCUUGAGCGGAGCGAGUCGAGCGCCUUGGCUUGUUAUAUGCUGCAACAAAAGCUUGCGUUGUUUUCUCAGAGCCACCGUACUUUGACAUGAAUCAUAAUACUUUUUCAUUAGUUCAGUUUUAGUAUUUGCAUUUAUUUAUUUCAGGGCUGCUAUUUUCAUAAUGUAAAUGAACAAUGUCAUGGAGAUACUUAUUAAAAACAAAAAAGAAACCUUUCUCUUUGGUCUUUUGGUAUUUUAGAAUCUGUCAGGUAUAAAAUUUGGUAGUCUCUUGCAACAAGUAGAUCUCAAUAAGUAGGCAAUAAGUUCCAUAAUAGAAAUUUUUCUUUUCAUGAAAUAGUGCUAACACUAAAGCCGAGCUUGCAUUAGGUGGGAGCCAGGUUGAAUGUAUAUUUUGUAAAGUGUAAAGUAUUAAGAGCGAGGGAGGAGGGUUUGUACAGGAGAACCAAGAUAUGAAAUAUGUGAUGGGAUGUUUCGAUAAAGAAAACUAUUAAAUAACUUUCUAGACUUUCUUUGUCAAAACAAAAAAUAGAAAUGAAUUUGGGGGUUUGGUUGUGGGGAUGAAAAGCUGUGAAAAUUGUUCGACCUACUUUAUAACCAAAGACACAAAGCUGUGUAAGUUUUUUUUUUUUUUUUUUUUUUUUUUUUUUUUUUUUUUUUUUCUUUCUCCCAUUUUUAAAUGCACACUCGUAUUUUUUUCUACUCUCUCCAUCCCUAUAUUUUGUUGCUGUUUUGCAUGUUCUGCAUGAUCUAUAAUCAAACCACUUUCUUACCUCAUGUUUUUAUCCAGCACUCUUAUUUUUCUGUCAAGUUGUCAGUCUGUGAAUGAUUGUGAGAGGAUUUAUGAAAGCGAAAGAACAAUGGGCAGAGAGGGUGGAGUAAGUAGUCGAGGGUGAGAAUUAAAAAAAGAAAAAAAAAAAGAAAAAGAAUGGAAAGGCAUUAGUGUUGGCUGGAGGAAGGGGCCUUCCAUUAGUCAGAAAAGGAGCCAUCUUUUGUUUUCAUGUGUUGAAUUUCAUAUGCAGAGAAAAGAUUUUGUUACAUUGCAAAUUUUAAUGUAUUUAAUGAAUGCAGCAUUUAGAUUUCGAUUGUAGUGUACCAACACUUUGCUAACAAAGGAAAAAAAAAUAACAACUAGACGACAAUAUCUUCAAAACAAAACAAUGGAAACUAUUAAAUAUUUCACACUUUAAAGCUGGAACCCAGUCGAUUGUGUAUGAGCAUAUUAUGGGAUGUCCUGUCUGUGUCACGUCUUUGUGCCUCCUGUGCCGUCGUCUGCUGUCGUCAGGCGAUCCGGUUUCUUUCUCUGUGGCUUAGAACCAAACCAAAAUGCUUGGUAAUUGUACAAUCAGUCAUCUUUCUACAGGAUGGACUCUUUAAUUUCCCACUUUUUUCUGUUUGCAAAUGGGCUCAUUUCUUCUCUGUUUAGAGUUGUUUUCUUUCUGUUUUUCUUUUUGUUUUGAAGGAGAUGCCGUGUACAUGCCAAGUGUACUGUAUGAAAGUGAUCACUGAGCCUUGGAGAAAAUAUCUUAACAAUGCCCUUGUAAUGUGCUGUUCAGACGAUUUUAGUUUUCAGUCAGAAAUAAAUUACUGUUUUAUUAAGA